UUUGUUUUAGUUUUAGUGCUGCUUUUUCGUUCCCACCCCCACCCGCACUGUCUUUCUCAAGGCACGAACUGAGCUGAUCCUUGCCCCAGGAACCGUCUUUCUCAGAGGAAGCGCAGUUUCAUUUUACUCACAUAAAUAUAUGAAUAUAUUUCUGACAUUGGGGUGUUCCAGAAGAUGAUAAAGAAAUGAUAGCAGCUCCAGAAAUACCAACUGAUUUUAAUCUACUACAGGAGUCAGAAACACAUUUUUCUUCUGACACGGACUUUGAGGACAUUGAAGGAAAAAAUCAGAAGCAAGGCAAAGGCAAAACUUGUAAAAAAGGCAAGAAGGGUGCAGUAGAAAAGGGCAAAAGUGGAAAUGGAGGAGGAAAACCUCCUUCUGGUCCAAACCGAAUGAACGGUCACCAUCAACAGAAUGGAGUGGAAAACAUGAUGUUGUUUGAAGUUGUCAAAAUGGGCAAGAGUGCUAUGCAGUCGGUGGUAGAUGACUGGAUAGAAUCAUACAAGCAUGACCGAGAUAUAGCACUUCUUGACCUUAUCAACUUUUUCAUUCAGUGUUCGGGCUGUAAAGGGGUUGUCACAGCAGAGAUGUUUAGACAUAUGCAGAACUCUGAGAUAAUUCGAAAAAUGACUGAAGAAUUUGAUGAGGAUAGUGGGGACUAUCCACUCACCAUGGCUGGCCCUCAGUGGAAGAAGUUCAAGUCCAGUUUUUGUGAGUUCAUUGGUGUAUUAGUACGGCAGUGUCAAUAUAGUAUCAUAUAUGAUGAGUAUAUGAUGGAUACUGUCAUUUCACUUCUUACUGGAUUGUCUGAUUCACAAGUCAGAGCAUUUCGACACACAAGCACCCUGGCAGCUAUGAAGUUGAUGACCGCUUUGGUAAAUGUGGCACUAAAUCUCAGCAUUAACAUGGAUAACACACAAAGACAAUAUGAGGCAGAACGCAAUAAAAUGAUUGGAAAACGAGCCAACGAGAGGCUAGAACUCCUGCUACAAAAGCGUAAAGAGCUUCAGGAAAAUCAAGAUGAAAUAGAAAACAUGAUGAAUGCAAUAUUUAAAGGAGUGUUUGUACAUAGAUACCGGGAUGCCAUAGCUGAAAUCAGAGCUAUAUGCAUUGAAGAGAUUGGCAUUUGGAUGAAGAUGUAUAGUGAUGCCUUCCUUAAUGACAGCUAUUUAAAAUAUGUUGGUUGGACUAUGCAUGAUAAGCAAGGUGAAGUUAGACUCAAAUGUCUUACUGCUCUACAAGGGCUUUAUUAUAACAAAGAGCUUAAUUCCAAACUGGAACUAUUUACCAGUCGAUUCAAGGAUAGAAUUGUGUCUAUGACCCUUGACAAAGAAUAUGAUGUUGCUGUACAAGCAAUAAAGUUACUCACUCUUGUUUUACAGAGUAGUGAAGAAGUUCUUACUGCAGAAGAUUGUGAAAAUGUCUAUCAUCUGGUUUAUUCAGCUCACCGGCCAGUAGCAGUAGCAGCUGGAGAAUUUCUCUACAAAAAACUCUUCAGCCGUAGAGAUCCAGAAGAAGAUGGAAUAAUGAAAAGAAGGGGAAGACAAGGUCCAAAUGCCAACCUUGUUAAGACUUUGGUAUUUUUCUUCUUGGAAAGUGAGUUACAUGAGCAUGCAGCUUACCUUGUCGACAGCAUGUGGGACUGUGCUACUGAGCUACUGAAAGACUGGGAAUGUAUGAAUAGUUUGUUGUUAGAAGAGCCACUUAGUGGAGAGGAAGCUCUAACAGACAGACAAGAGAGUGCUUUGAUUGAAAUAAUGCUUUGUACUAUUAGACAAGCAGCUGAAUGUCAUCCUCCUGUGGGAAGAGGGACAGGAAAAAGGGUGCUAACAGCAAAGGAGAAGAAGACACAGUUGGAUGACAGAACAAAAAUCACGGAACUUUUUGCUGUGGCCCUUCCACAGUUAUUAGCAAAAUACUCUGUAGAUGCAGAAAAGGUGACCAAUUUGCUGCAGUUACCUCAGUACUUUGAUUUGGAGAUAUAUACCACUGGACGAUUAGAAAAGCAUUUGGAUGCCUUAUUGCGCCAGAUCCGAAAUAUUGUAGAGAAGCACACAGACACAGAUGUUUUAGAAGCAUGUUCUAAAACUUACCAUGCAUUAUGUAAUGAAGAGUUCACGAUCUUCAACAGAGUAGAUAUUUCAAGAAGUCAGCUGAUAGAUGAAUUGGCAGAUAAAUUUAACCGGCUUCUUGAAGAUUUUCUGCAAGAGGGAGAAGAACCUGAUGAAGAUGACGCAUAUCAGGUAUUAUCAACGUUGAAGAGGAUCACUGCUUUUCAUAAUGCCCAUGAUCUUUCAAAGUGGGAUUUGUUUGCUUGUAAUUACAAACUCUUGAAAACCGGAAUUGAAAACGGAGAUAUGCCUGAACAGAUUGUUAUCCACGCUCUGCAGUGCACUCACUAUGUCAUCCUCUGGCAGCUUGCGAAGGUAACUGAAAGCAGUUCUACAAAGGAGGACUUACUGCGUUUAAAGAAACAAAUGAGGGUAUUUUGUCAGAUAUGUCAACAUUACUUGACCAACGUGAAUACUACUGUUAAGGAACAGGCCUUCACUAUUCUCUGUGACAUCUUGAUGAUCUUCAGUCAUCAGAUCAUGUCUGGAGGGCGUGACAUGUUAGAGCCAUUGGUUUAUACCCCGGACUCUUCAUUGCAGUCUGAGCUGCUCAGCUUUAUUUUGGAUCAUGUCUUCAUCGAACAAGAUGACGACAGUAAUAGUGCAGAUGGUCAGCAAGAGGAUGAAGCCAGUAAAAUUGAAGCUUUGCACAAGAGGAGAAAUUUACUUGCAGCAUUUUGUAAGCUAAUUGUAUAUACUGUGGUGGAGAUGAACACAGCUGCCACUAUCUUCAAGCAGUAUAUGAAGUAUUAUAAUGAUUAUGGAGAUAUCAUCAAAGAAACAAUGAGUAAAACAAGGCAAAUUGACAAAAUUCAAUGUGCUAAGACCCUUAUUCUCAGUUUGCAGCAGCUUUUUAAUGAGAUGAUACAAGAGAAUGGCUAUAAUUUCGAUAGAUCAUCUUCAACAUUUAGUGGUAUAAAAGAACUUGCUCGACGUUUUGCUUUAACUUUUGGACUUGACCAAUUGAAAACAAGAGAAGCCAUUGCCAUGCUACACAAAGAUGGCAUAGAGUUUGCUUUUAAGGAGCCUAAUCCACAAGGUGAGAGCCACCCACCUUUAAACUUGGCAUUUCUUGAUAUUCUCAGUGAAUUUUCUUCUAAACUGCUCCUUCAAGAUAAAAGAACAGUGUAUGUUUAUUUGGAAAAGUUCAUGACCUUCCAGAUGUCACUCCGAAGAGAAGAUGUAUGGCUUCCUCUGAUGUCUUACCGAAAUUCUUUGCUAGCUGGUGGUGAUGAUGAUACCAUGUCAGUCAUUAGUGGAAUGAGCAGUCGGGGUUCAACCGUACGGAGUAAAAAAUCAAAACCAUCCACAGGAAAACGGAAAGUUGUUGAAGGCAUGCAACUUGCUCUCCCUGAAGAAAGCAGCAGUAGUGACAGUAUGUGGCUAAGCAGAGAGCAAACACUCCUUUCCCCUGUUAUGAUGCAGACGCCACAGCUCACCUCCACUAUUAUGAGAGAACCUAAAAGAUUGCGGCCUGAGGAUAGCUUCAUGAGUGUCUAUCCAAUGCAGACAGAACACCAUCAAACUCCUCUUGAUUAUAACACGCAGGUAACAUGGAUGUUAGCUCAAAGACAGCAAGAGGAAGCAAGGCAACAGCAGGAGAGAGCAGCAAUGAGCUAUGUUAAACUGCGAACUAAUCUUCAGCAUGCCAUUCGGCGUGGUACAAGCCUAAUGGAAGAUGAUGAAGAGCCAAUUGUUGAAGAUGUCAUGAUGUCCUCAGAAGGGCGGAUUGAGGAUCUUAAUGAGGGAAUGGACUUUGACACCAUGGAUAUAGACUUGCCACCAUCGAAGAAUAGACGGGAGAGAACAGAACUGAAGCCUGAUUUCUUUGAUCCAGCUUCAAUUAUGGAUGAAUCAGUUCUUGGAGUGUCAAUGUUUUAAUACCAGUACACAUUUAAAUCUGUGGUGAAGUCAUUUUCUAAGUGGACGAGGAAGUUUUAAAAUAAAGUGUGGUAGAUACAGUGAAAUUCUGUACAGAUUUUUCUCUAAGGAGAAUAUAACACGCUUAUGCUUA
Molecule: messenger RNA, 4125 nt
Organism: Cricetulus griseus (Chinese hamster)
Lineage: Eukaryota; Metazoa; Chordata; Mammalia; Rodentia; Cricetidae
Source: RefSeq, a predicted model, not a curated record